AUGUGGGACCCGCGAUCUCUCCUGCUGCUGCUCUCAGGGGCCCUGGCCCUGACCCAGACCCGGGCGGGCCCCCACUCCCUGCGGUAUUUCAACACCGGCGUGUCCCGGCCCGGCGGGGAGCCCCGCUACAUCGAAGUCGGCUACGUGGACGACACGGAGUUCGUGCGCUUCGACAGCGACUCGGCGAGUCCGAGGAUGGAGCCGCGGGCGCCGUGGGCGGAGCAGGAGGGACCCGAGUACUGGGAGCGGCACACGCGGAACGCCAAGGACACCGCACAGACUUUCCGAAUGAGCCUGAGCAACAUCUGUGGCUACUACAACCAGAGCGAGGCGGACUCUCACACCUUCCAGUGGAUGUACGGCUGCGACGUGGGGUCCGACGGGCGCCUCCUGCGCGGGUACGAACAAUUCUCCUAUGACGGCGCCGACUACAUCGCCCUGAACGAGGACCUGCGCUCCUGGACGGCGGCGGCGGGCACGCAGGCUUGGAGAACCCAGCGCAGGUGGGAGCAGGCGGGUGAGGCUGAGUAUCAGAGGAACUACAUGGAGGGCAGGUGCGUGCAGUCUCUGAGGAGAUACCUGGAGAACGGAAACGACACGCUGCUGCGCGCAGAAGCCCCCAGAAGCCACAUCACCCACCACCCCUUCUCUGACCAGGAGGUCACCCUGAGGUGCUGGGCCCUGGGCUUCUACCCUGCCGAGAUCACCCUGACCUGGCAGCGUGAUGGGGAGGACCUGACCCAGCACACAGAGCUGGUGGAGACCAGGCCUUCAGGGGAUGGAACCUUCCAGAAGUGGGCGGCUGUGCUGGUGCCUUCUGGAGAGGAGCAGAGAUACACGUGCCGUGUGCAGCACCAGGGGCUGCCGGAGCCUGUCACCCUGAGAUGGGAGCCCCCUCUUCAGCCCACCAUCCUCACUGUGGGCAUCAUUGUCGGCCUGGCUCUUUGGGCUGUGGUCGCUGGAGCUGUGGUGGCAGCUGUGAUCAGCAGGAGGAAGCGCUCAGGUGGGAAAGGAGGACAGUACACUCAGGCUGCAAACAGCGACAGUUCCCAGGGCUCUGAUGAGUCUCUCUCGAACCCUAGAGUGUGAGGCAGCUGCCCCGCUGGGUUCCUCACAUCCCACUGUUGUGACUCAAGAACUGCUGAUUCUCCUUCUGCCCUGGGACCUGAGUGUGUCUGUGUCCUGUCACACACUGUGAGGGGGAAGACUGGCCCACCCCUGCCCACCAGACCCUCCACACUGACCUGCGUUCUCUUCCCUGAUGCUCUGGGCUGUGCCAGCAGAGACAGGACUCAGCCGUCCCCAUCUGUGUUAGCUUCUUGUUUUCCUGAAUAAUGUUUCUCCCUUACUGAAAUCACCAUAUGAUUUGCAUUUUUCUAAUUCCUGUUUUGUGGGGUUGAGGGUUAAUAAAGGAAAUCCCUGAAAUUUGAGAAGAAAAAUUUAAAAAUCUUGAGACCUUC
This is a messenger RNA of Sorex araneus (European shrew), 1460 nucleotides long. RefSeq names its product class I histocompatibility antigen, Gogo-B*0103 alpha chain-like. Lineage: Eukaryota; Metazoa; Chordata; Mammalia; Eulipotyphla; Soricidae. Gene Ontology annotation, biological process: immune response; positive regulation of T cell mediated cytotoxicity; antigen processing and presentation of endogenous peptide antigen via MHC class I via ER pathway, TAP-independent. The record is from RefSeq and is a predicted model, not a curated record. Gene Ontology annotation, molecular function: signaling receptor binding; peptide antigen binding. Gene Ontology annotation, cellular component: external side of plasma membrane. The coding region runs from base 1 to 1089 and encodes 362 amino acids. The transcript has 8 exons.